Fusarium graminearum PH-1 is the source of this 3609-nucleotide messenger RNA. RefSeq lists its product as uncharacterized. The coding region runs from base 1 to 2208 and encodes 735 amino acids. Gene Ontology annotation, cellular component: RSF complex. Gene Ontology annotation, biological process: regulation of DNA-templated transcription. Lineage: Eukaryota; Fungi; Ascomycota; Sordariomycetes; Hypocreales; Nectriaceae. The record is from RefSeq and is a predicted model, not a curated record. The transcript is spliced from 5 exons.
AUGCCGUCUCGAAAACGCCCACUUGCAGCCAUUGACGGCGAUGAUGGCGAAAAUGAGCCGUCCUUGCAGCACCGUAUUCGAAAUAUGUGGCAGUUUGCGAACCUAUGCCAAUGGAUCUAUAUCUUUGGCAAGGCUGCGAAAAUCGACGAAGCCAUUGACGUCGAGGAGAUUGAGGCAGAGUGCCUGAAACCAAACUCGAUCAUGUUGGCAGAUAUUGCCCUUGCUCUUCUCAAACUCGUUUCGUCGCAUCGCGGUUUAACGUAUGUUCCACCAUUUGAUGCGCAAAUCUUAUUGCUAACUCGCAAGCAUAGGCAUGACAUCUUCGACGAUCAAAUGCGCAAGCAGUUCUCGAAUAAAUCGCCGAAUUACAAUCCUUUUGGUACUACUGAUGCACCCCUGAAAUUCAACGACUUCGAUAUCUUUACAAAGAUUAGGGUCAUGCAACAGUUGACGCAAUGGGUGAUGAUGCAUCCUGAGCGGAUCCGCGAUAAAAUGGAAGAGCAAAAGGAUGCCGAGCAAACAAGUUGGCGGAUAGAACCCUACGGUUGGGAUUCGAAUGAUCGAACGUACUUUGUGCUCGACGACAACCGAAUAUACCGACUUACAGAAGCCCCACCAAUCGUCAAAACAGCCAAGCCCAAGAAGUCAAGAUUAUCAUAUGGCAGCCGACGCUCAAGUAAACGAAGACGCAGUAAUAUGAACGCCGAAGAAGAAGCGACCGAAACAGAUCAAGAAACGAAGGAUGAGACGCCUUCAGAAAACGACGGCCUCGGCGGGAUGACAUGGGAAUGUCUUGCUGUAACCUUGGACGAUGUACGAGCUGUUGUUGACAGUUUCCGUAAGACUCGCGACGAAAACGAAAAAAUUCUACGAGACCAGCUAGAAGAGCAUCUCGUUCCGAUUUUGGAAAGGCAAGAACAAUCUCGACAACGGAGGGAACUACAGCGAGACCGCGAACUGGCAAAUGCAGCCAAAAUGGCAAACGCGAAACGAUCGAGUCGAAUUGCUGGAAAGAUUGAGCAGCAGAAACAUGAUGAACAUAUUCGAGAAGAGGAGCGACAGCGACGAGAAGAAGAAGCAAACAGACAGCGAGAAGAGCUAGCACAAACCAAGAAGGAAAAGGAGCGCGACAAACGCAUGAUCUCACGAGAACAGCGACUGCGAGAGCGAGAGACCCGGCGUAUUCAACACGAGGAAGAACUUGCGCAACUCUCAGAGGACAGCAAGAAUCUUUCAAGCAGUGGACGUGUUUCCGAGCGUCGUCUCAAAGUAGAGAUCGAAAGAAACAAGCAGGCUUUGAAAGAGCUGGAGGAGGAAGAAGACGACUGGAUCUUUGACUGCACCUGCGGUCUCUAUGGCCAAGUCGAUGACGGAGCUCACAGCGUAGCCUGUGAGAGGUGUAAUGUCUGGCAGCACAGUAAGUGUAUGGGGCUUAGCGAAGAAGCCGCCGACCAGCCAGAGUUUCAUUACAUUUGUACGUCUUGCACUCGUCGUGAGCAAGAGGCCAAGCGACCCAGACCAACUAUCAAACUGAAACUCAACCGUCCGACCAGUUCAGGCACAGAGCCAGAGAGGCGUGGGUCUUUGGGUCACGAUGGAUCGCUUGCCAACGGGGAGCAGUUCCGGAGGGUUGACAAGACAUCUGAUGGAAGUCGCAACACAGUCAAAGACAGCGUUGAAGACGGCUUGGCCUUGUUGGCCACUGCGCAUGGCGCUACUGCAAAUGGCGCCGACUUCAUCAAUACAACGAUUGACGCCCGCUCAGGACCGACCAGGGGCUUGUUCGGCACACCCAAGAUGACACCGGUGAUCCCGGCACCUGUUAAGCUAGAUGCUAGCUUUCAGGGCAGCCCUUCAGGUAGCGUGGCCAUGACCAGUCCAAUGACGUCUUUCCGAACUCCCAGCCCUUCUAAAGGCAUGGACAGCUUUCAAGGGGAUAAGACAGUUGAAUCAGCGUUGAGUACACCUCAGAUCAGUCGCGAAAUUUACAGAGCAGCACAUGAACAGAAUGGAACACUACCCUCUACCGCUGGGCUCUCUCCGACAAAGCACUCGCCCCCUCGUCCGUUAGAUUCUGCCAAGUCAAACAGAUUCAAGGCUGCUACUCCAAUAUUACCUCCUAUCGCACUAUCGCCGUCCCCACAGCAUCAGAUUCUGACACCGCCAACCAAGCACUCAGAGCCACCAAGACCGUUCGAAAACCGAUGAGAACUCCAAACACAGAACUUUGGUAAGGCAUGGCACGGAUGUUUUUAAGCCGCUCUAACAGUUGAUCUGACAGCCAAUACCAGGCGAACAUUAACGAAACAAACCGACCUACUGCUCUUAUUGGAGAGACGCAAUGGUAUUCACAGACAUCGCUUGUCAUGGGACCUCAAACGAGACUGAUUUUAGCACAACAACACCACUUUACCUUAUCUGUAUGAAUUCUAAUGUCGUCCUCAAGAUCAAAUCAGGCAAGUGAGCGACCAACAGGAGUUAUGGUCGAGCGUACUGCGCCAACGCGAAACGCGAAUGGCCGAACCCAUACCGAAAAUAGGGUGUCAACUAGCAACACCAUACCAUUGAAACAUGGUGGUCAGGAACAAAUGGUCAAAGCUUGCGAGAAAGAGGCAUGUUUCUCUUUUGGGCGUCAGGGCAGAAUAGAACAGAAUAGUCCUGAUGGAAGGAAAUGAUCUACCAAAACAGAACCAACAGACCAGGCUAGGACAGGGAUUGAUGAGGCUGGACAAGUAUGGACUAUCUGGUUGGUCAAUUGUUCGGCUACCGCGACAUCAAACAGACGUUUACCAGCAACACCGCUUGUGGCCGCGUGGUCCCAGUUAUCCGGCACUUGAAGCAAACAUACUGCAGCCACCCAUUGAACAAACCUGGAGGUAGGUAGCAAUACAAGACAGAAAGAAAACAGUGAUGCAUCAAGCAGGGAUUGUGAGAAUACCUCACCAGACAACGAUAUGUGUAUGUUGCUAAACCAAAGACCAGUUGUGGAUAAUAAAUUAAUUAAUCGAACCAGCCAAACUCCUUGUCUACGUGUUUUACUAUCGAUGUGAAUAAAGUCCGAAGCUAAGUUGGGAUGACAGAUGACGGAGAGGGGCACGUCAAAGGAAUGCGCCAUGGCUGAACUAGCGGCGUGCGAAUAGGGCGAUGCAGGGAAGCACAAUCGAAAGCAUGACAUUCUAGUUCUAUUGAAUGGAUUGCGGCUUGACGCCAAGCGGGCCUAUCUCUUAAACUCAUAGGGUCUCUAUUCUGACCUAUUCUUUGACCUGGCCCGGGCGUUGUGUGGUGGAUGGAUGGUCGGCCAACGACACAUGAAGAUGCAGCUUGGAGAGAUCAACCCUUGGGCAACGGCCUGCAUUGCGGUCUGUUUCCUGACAUUAUGGUCGUCUGCUCCGCUUCUCUUUGAACCAAAACGUUGCUUGUCUAUUUGUGGGCAUGGUCCUGGCGUUGUAGACAAGUCUAGGGUAUCAGAGUGUCCCCAGACAUGAUGUACAUACAAAACCACAUGCGGCGGCUCUCAAAGAAACAUAACAAAGGGAACUCUACUAUGUCUUCUAUCUUCAGGGCCGCAUAAGACCAAUAUCUACUUUCUAACACCAGACUUAACUCUCC